AUGGCUAGCACAGUAGGACAGACCAUCACUUGCAAGGCUGCGGUUGCCUGGGGUGCUGGUGAGCCCCUCUCCGUCGAGGACAUCGAGGUCCUUCCUCCUCGCGCUGGUGAGGUUCGCAUUCAGAUUCACCACACCGGUGUCUGCCACACUGAUGCCUACACUCUUUCUGGCAAGGAUCCUGAGGGUGCUUUCCCCGUCGUCCUGGGUCACGAGGGUGCCGGUGUUGUGGAGUCCGUGGGCGAGGGUGUAACUUCCGUCAAGGUUGGCGACUACGUCGUCGCUCUCUACACCCCGGAAUGCCGUGAGUGCAAGUUCUGCAAGUCCGGCAAGACCAACCUGUGUGGUAAGAUUCGUGCCACUCAGGGUAAGGGUGUCAUGCCUGAUGGAACUUCGCGUUUCCGGGCUCGCGGCAAGGAUUUGCUGCACUUCAUGGGUACCUCCACCUUCUCCCAAUACACUGUCGUCGCCGAUAUCUCCGUUGUCGCUGUCACCCCUAAGAUUUCCACCGACCGCUCCUGUCUGCUCGGCUGUGGUAUCACCACCGGUUACGGUGCUGCUGUCGUGACUGCCAAGGUCGAGGCAGGCUCCAACGUGGCUGUCUUCGGUGCUGGCUGUGUUGGUCUGUCCGUCAUGCAGGGUGCCGUCAAGAACAAGGCUGGUAUGAUUAUUGCUGUCGAUGUCAACGACGGCAAGGAGGCCUGGGCCCGCAAGUUCGGUGCCACCCACUUCGUUAACCCCACCAAGCUCUCUGGCAAGACGAUCCAGGAGCACCUAAUUGAGAUGACUGACGGCGGCUGCGACUACACCUUUGACUGCACAGGUAACGUCGGCGUCAUGCGCGCUGCUCUUGAGGCCUGCCACAAGGGUUGGGGUGAGAGCAUUGUUAUCGGUGUGGCCGCCGCUGGCCAGGAAAUUUCCACUCGGCCAUUCCAAUUGGUCACCGGUCGUGUAUGGAAGGGAUGUGCAUUCGGUGGUAUCAAGGGCCGUACUCAACUCCCUGGUCUGGUUGACGACUACCUGAACGGCGAGCUGAAGGUUGAUGAGUUCAUCACUCACCGCGAGCCUCUCUCCAACAUCAACACUGCCUUCGAGCAGAUGAAGCAGGGUGACUGUGUCCGCUGUGUCGUGGAUAUGAAAUAA
Molecule: messenger RNA, 1140 nt
Organism: Penicillium pulvis
Lineage: Eukaryota; Fungi; Ascomycota; Eurotiomycetes; Eurotiales; Aspergillaceae
Product: bifunctional alcohol dehydrogenase/S-(hydroxymethyl)glutathione dehydrogenase
Exons: 6
Coding region: 1-1140 (379 amino acids)
Biological process (GO): formaldehyde catabolic process
Cellular component (GO): cytosol
Molecular function (GO): S-(hydroxymethyl)glutathione dehydrogenase [NAD(P)+] activity; zinc ion binding
Source: RefSeq, a predicted model, not a curated record